Messenger RNA from Anolis sagrei ordinatus, 3324 nucleotides. It is a transcript of the gene CYP51A1, whose product is annotated as cytochrome P450 family 51 subfamily A member 1. Gene Ontology annotation, molecular function: iron ion binding; oxidoreductase activity, acting on paired donors, with incorporation or reduction of molecular oxygen; heme binding. Lineage: Eukaryota; Metazoa; Chordata; Lepidosauria; Squamata; Anolidae. The record is from RefSeq and is a predicted model, not a curated record.
AUUGGUUGAGGCGCAUCGCCUUCACUGUUGUCUUCUUGGAGGGAGGUUGGUGUGACUGAGCGGCGCAUCCUUGGCUUGCUGCGGAGACGAUGGUGGUCCUCACCUUGCUGGAGAUGGGCGGCUCCCUCCUGGAGAAGGUGGCCUUCGGAGGGCCCAUCUCUUUUCUCCUGGCCGCUUCGGCCUUCGCCCUGAGUUUGGGCUACUUGUUGCAACUGGGCUCCAAAAACAGGCGCCAGUCCAAAGGGAACCAGAGGUACCCACCUUAUAUUUCAUCAAAUAUCCCCUUUUUGGGGCAUGCUGUUGCAUUUGGGAAAAAUCCUAUCGAAUUUUUGGAAAAUGCCUAUGAAAAGUAUGGACCUGUAUUCAGCUUUACUAUGGUGGGGAAGACAUUCACCUAUCUGCUGGGAAGUGAUGCUGCUGCGCUUCUGUUCAACAGUAAAAAUGAAGACUUGAACGCAGAAGAUGUGUAUUCACGUCUGACUACACCUGUCUUUGGAAAGGGAGUGGCAUAUGAUGUCCCCAACCCAGUAUUUUUGGAACAAAAGAAGAUGCUCAAAACUGGACUCAAUAUAAGCCAAUUUAAGAAUCAUGUUCCAAUAAUAGAAAAGGAAACCCUGGAAUAUUUCAAAACAUGGGGAGACAGUGGCGAACGUAACUUAUUUGAAGCACUGUCAGAACUGAUCAUUUUGACAGCCAGUCACUGUUUACAUGGGAAGGAAAUACGGAGCAUUCUCAAUGAGAAGGUGGCAGAACUCUAUGCUGAUCUGGAUGGGGGAUUUACUCACGCGGCUUGGCUUUUGCCUGGUUGGCUGCCUUUGCCUAGUUUCAGACGCAGAGACAGAGCCCAUCGUAAAAUAAAGGCAAUUUUCUAUGAAGUAAUACAGAAACGCCGGCAGUCUGAAGACAGAGAGGAUGACAUGCUACAGACACUAUUGGAUGUUACCUACAAAGAUGGGCGUUAUCUGACAGAUGAUGAAAUUGCUGGGAUGCUUAUUGGGCUGCUGUUGGCAGGUCAACACACAUCUUCAACCACAAGUACUUGGCUUGGCUUCUUUUUGGCAAGAGAUAAAUCCCUCCAGGAACAGUGUUAUGUGGAACAGAAAGCGGUGUGUGGAGAGGAUUUGCUUGCAUUAAACUAUGAUCAGCUGAAGGAUAUGACAUUGCUGGAGCAUUGUUUGAAGGAAACAUUAAGGCUCAGACCUCCUAUAAUGACCAUGAUGAGGAUGGCUAGAACACCACAGACUGUUGCUGGCUACACAAUUCCUCCUGGUCAUCAAGUUUGUGUAUCCCCUACUGUAAAUCAUAGACUUAAGGACUGUUGGAUAGAAAACCUAGACUUCAAACCACAACGCUACCUCCAAGAAAACCCUGCAGCUGGAGAGAAAUUUGCAUAUGUGCCUUUUGGUGCCGGCCGUCAUCGUUGCAUCGGGGAGAACUUCGCUUAUGUUCAGAUUAAAACAAUUUGGUCAACCCUUCUGCGUUGGUAUGAAUUUGACUUGGUGGAUGGAUAUUUCCCUUCAAUAAAUUAUAAAACUAUGAUCCACACACCUAACAACCCAAUCAUUAGAUACAAACGGAGGUCACACAGCAAUGUAACGUCUUCUAGCUAAAUUUCCUGAAGAUAUUUCUAUACAAGUUAUAUGAAGAUCCUUAAAAAGGAGACAGGUUUAUGCCUGUACUGUUGUAAAGAAAUGUGAAUAUUUGUGCUGUUCCUUAAACCUAAGAGGUGUUUCUUUUGAAUUUUUUCCCAUUUCACAUCAUGUAUCAUAACCAGAAUGUGUAUUUUAAUUGCUUGUGCCUUUUAUAAACUGAAUUUUUAUUCUUACAAGACCAAUCUUGAGCCGGUUCAGCAAUAACUUCAGUUUUGAUACUUGUAACUAGGAGCAUAACUUGAAAUAGGAUAAAAAAGAGUUGUGUCAUCAAAGACUACUAUAGUCUAAUAGUUUUAAAAUUGCCAUAACAUGAUGAAGCAAAACGGAAGUAACUGUUAUACAGCUUGAAUGGAGUUAAUACAUUUUCCUGAAGCAGUUGUUGUACCGCCUUCUUAGAAAUGAACUUUAAGGUUUUUAAAAAAAUAGAUACUCAUAAUCACUGACAAAUACAAAUCUUGUUAUCCAUUUUGCAUUGAACUCUAGACCCUGAUAUUUAAUGUGAUUUCUACUUAGACAGUUUCAAAUGCCACAGAGGAUACAGCAAACUCCAGCUCAAAUAAAGCUAUCUAAGAAUAAAACCAGAAGAGAGCAAGAAGCAGUUGUAGCUUCUCUGUAGAGCAGAGGUUAAUGUAUGAUUUUAUGGAUGUUGAUGGACUACAAUGUUUAUCAGCUCUAGGUUGCACAAGUAGGAAUGAGAGGACUUCUAAAUCUAGUAACAUCCAUCAGGCUCCCCAUUCCCCUGUAGAGAUAUUUUGUACAUUUCAUUGUGUAUUUAGUCAUGUUAGAUUGAUAAUUGUAUUUGCUUGAAUGCACUGGUAAUUUGGCCAGCUGCAACAUCAGUAAAGUUUUUAAUUAAAUGUGAUAAACUUAAUUUGUGAUGUUGAAAAUGUUCAGUAAUUCUGGCAGUGAAGAAUGUACAAGGAUGGGGACUGAUGUGACAAGUGUUUAAUUUCCAACAUGGCUGCUUUUCAAUAAUCCCAGUGGAGGAUGUCUUUGCAACCAAACCACCUAGACCUCUAGCUCAGUGGUUCUCAACCUCUGGGUCCUCGGGUGUUGGGUCUACAACUCCCAGAAUCCCAGCCAGUUUACCAGGAUUUCUGGGAGUUGAAGGCCAAAACAUCUGGGGAGCCACAGGUUGAGAACCACAGCUAGCUACUCCUAAUAUUUUUUUCCUAACAGAUAGAAAUGUGUAGAGUCAGGAUGAGUGUUCAGGUAUUGUUUCCAUCGUUCUUUUAGAACACUUUAGGCAUCCCUCAGGUAAUUAAGCCUUUGAAACAAGGUUUCUUUGUAGAAUGCUUUUGGUCAUGUGUGUGUGCUGGCCAAACAGGAGACACACUUCAGGUUGUGUACAAAAGGGACUGAAACAUACAUAUUUAUGGCAUAGAGCAGAUAAACCUUGCCAGUGAAAAGAGCGAGAGUGACUGAGAGAUGAAGCAACUGCAGGGAAUUCUGGCUCACAAGGGCAUAGGUUAAUCUUUUCUGUUUCAAGAUUUCAUUUACUCUGCUCAUUUGGAAUGCUUUAGUGAGACAUUACAUAAAACAAAGGCAAUGUUGGAAGAUGCCUUCAAAUGAUCUUUAUAAAUUUUCAAAUAUUUUUACUUAUGUGAGGUUUACCUAAUCUGGUUAUUUCAUUUCAUGUGUUAAAUUGGAAUUAAAAGUUUGCUGAAACAUG